Messenger RNA from Colletotrichum chrysophilum, 1980 nucleotides. RefSeq lists its product as uncharacterized. The record is from RefSeq and is a predicted model, not a curated record. Gene Ontology annotation, molecular function: ferric-chelate reductase activity. Gene Ontology annotation, cellular component: plasma membrane. The transcript has a single exon. The coding region runs from base 1 to 1980 and encodes 659 amino acids. Gene Ontology annotation, biological process: iron ion transport; copper ion import; intracellular iron ion homeostasis. Lineage: Eukaryota; Fungi; Ascomycota; Sordariomycetes; Glomerellales; Glomerellaceae.
AUGGACUAUCAUCUUAGGAGCCAGUUGGCAGCUCGCCAUAUCCAGAACCUCAGCGAAGCCUCGUCCUUAGAGCCUCAUUGGGGUUAUGCAGACCGAGCUGUCCCCUGCACCAACGAUGCUGGAUCAUGCGCAUAUCUUGAUCUUGUUUACGGCUCCCACGACCGGGGUAUGUUAUACGUUGGUAUUCUAUGGAUCAUCAUUGGCGGCAUUCUUUUGAUCUGGACCAUUGGAAGACGGGCCAUUCCAUCCCUCUCCGAGGAAGACGUCCUUCGUGCUGCCCUCCUAGAAGACACACGCGCGAGCAAGAGCUUCGUCCACCGCCUCCGCCAAGCCACCUCUUCUGCGGUCAACCGCUAUCUCCUUCCCGACUGUGUCCGACCCAUCUUUGGACGCACCACGCGUCUUCAGGUAUUAAUCCUGACCGUAUUGGCUGGUUACCUUCUGGUUUUCUCCUUCGUCGGCAUGAUCUACACCACUUGGGUAACGCCCGUCAAGAAAAUGCCAGGGGUCUACAACACUCGAACUUCUCUCGGCCCCUGGUCUGAUCGUCUCGGAAUCCUUGCCUACGCUCUCACGCCCUUGACCGUUCUCUUUGCUACCAGAGAGUCGAUCCUCUCUCUUCUCACCGGAGUCCCCUACCAGAACUUCAACUUCCUUCACCGCUGGCUAGGAUACAUCAUUGUCAUUCAGUCAAGUCUGCACACUAUCGCGUGGUUAGUGGUCGAAGUUCGACUGUACCAGCCUCAACCGUCCGUCGCAAAUGAGUGGAUCUCCCAGCUAUACAUGAUCUGGGGCUGUAUCGCCCUGUUCUUCCUCAUGGCACUCUACGUCCUAAGUCUGCCUCCGGUUAUUCGUCUGACGGGAUAUGAGUUCUUCCGGAAGUCUCACUAUGUUCUUGCAAUGCUAUACAUUGGAGCUUGUAUCGGUCACUGGAAGAAUCUCGAGUGCUUUAUGAUUCCAUCUCUCGUUCUUUGGUUCCUGGAUCGCGCUGCCCGUGGUAUCAGAACGGCUCUACUACACCAUAACUUCAUCGAGGGCAAGGGCAUGGGCUUCUCUGCUGCCCAGGCUGCCUUGACGAUUUUCCCGGACGCGGAGGACGGCGAUGUCGUCCGACUCGACUUCGAACAUCCUCAUGACGCAUGGCACAUCGGCCAGCACUUCUAUCUGUGUUUCUCCGAAAGCAGUAUUUGGCAGUCUCACCCGUUCACUCCUCUUAACGCGCCCCUGACGGUGAACGGAAAGACGAAGCAUUCAUACAUUUUCCGUGCCAAGGGCGGCGAGACCAGAAAGGUGGCCGAGAUCGCCGCACGAAAGCUUGCCGCCCUCUCCGGCGACAAGGAACAUGCUGCGCCCACGACGCCAGUGAUACUGACGGGGCCAUACGGAGACCCAAUCAUUCGAAAUAUCACCUCGGAUGUCAACAUUCUCUGCGUCGCUGGUGGUACUGGAGUGACGUACGUUCUUCCGGCUUUGAUAAGCCUCAAGAGGCACUCGGGGAAUUCUCGGAAGCUCGAGCUUGUCUGGGUCGUAAGACACAUGAGCGACGUUGCUUGGAUCAAACCCGAACUUGAUGCCCUGGAGACCAGUGAUGGUCCAAAGGUGGUUAUCCGCAUCUUUGCAACGCGCGAUGCUCGCAGUCAACCCCCGAGCCGAUCUAGCAAGGCCAUUGAGGCUUCUGAAUCUGGAUCUACGUCGGAGGACGCAGCUGGUUCCGAUGAGAAGCAGGCUCAAGUGUUGUCACGCGUUGUGACGGAGACGACGAGCGGCGAAGCCUCUGGGCAUCCCCAGCUAGACACCAUUGUUCGGAACUUCGUGGAUAAUACUGCCUCUGGUAGAACGGCCGUAUUUGCCAGUGGCCCUGGUGGCCUGAUGUCCGAUAUGCGUGUUGCGGUCUCGAAGUGCAACUCAGUGAGUAGGGUAUGGAGAGGAGAGGAGCGGUAUAAUGUGACCCUUGUCCAUGACGAGCGUAUGGAAAGGUGA